Molecule: messenger RNA, 2333 nt
Organism: Paramormyrops kingsleyae
Lineage: Eukaryota; Metazoa; Chordata; Actinopteri; Osteoglossiformes; Mormyridae
Gene: zmat4a
Product: zinc finger, matrin-type 4a
Cellular component (GO): nucleus
Molecular function (GO): nucleic acid binding; zinc ion binding
Source: RefSeq, a predicted model, not a curated record
ACCUGCUGUGAGGCUCCGGUACUGCGGGUGCUGGAGGCUUCGCUUGCACGGACAAUAAGCGCUCGCUCCACAUACUUUGGUCAAUGGAUUAUACGUUUUCCCUUCAAGUGCAACAUCAGCUGACGGUAUUUCCAAACCAUUUGUUCCAGGGUUACAGUUUGGAGUGGCAGAUGAAGUCUACAGACGAGGACCAGGGGCUGUUCACUGACAGCUACUGCAAGGUGUGCAGCGCCCAGCUCAUCUCCGAGUCCCAGAGGGUGGCCCACUAUGAGAGUCGGAAACAUGCAAACAAAGUGAGGCUGUAUUACAUGCUGCACCCGCUGGAUGGCGGAUGCCCUGCAAAGAAGCUGCGAACAGACAAUGGCAGUGAGGAGGGUGAUGUGGACAAGAAUAAGUGCUGCACGUUGUGCAACAUGUCUUUCACGUCUGCCGUGGUCGCACAGUCUCACUACCAGGGCAAGAUCCACGCCAAGAGGCUGAAACUGCUGCUUGGGCAGCAGCCUGCCGUCACAGCCCAAGAGGUGACACCCAGUCCAGUAAAGACGCCCCGUGACACUUCACUCGUGACCUCGCCCCGGCAGCAGAGGGACUCGGACCGUUACUGCCAGCUCUGCAACGCCUGGUUCAACAACCCCGGCAUGGCUCAGCAACACUAUGACGGCAAGAAGCACAAGAAGAAUGCUGCUCGCGCUGACCUUCUGGAACAGCUGGGAAAGACUCUGGAUUUUGGGGAAAUAAAAGGUCUGAAACGCAGCUAUACCUGUGACAUUUGUAGUGUCACGCUUAACUCCGUGGCACAGUAUCACGCACACCUGCAGGGAUCCAAGCACCAAAACAACUUAAAGAAUCAGUUGUGCAUCCAGUGAAUCUUUGCAAGAACCACAGAUUUGGAUUGAUGUCACACGACUUUUGGUUGGCUUGGCUUCUCAGCUUCUCUCUCUCUCUCUGUCUCGUCCCUUUUCUUUUCCUCCUCGCCGUUUGUGUUCAUUUUCAGCAUAGGAAGUUGCUGGAUGUUUUUAUUUUUCCCCUCCAGUGAAAUCUCACCUUUUGACACAGAGCAGACACUGAUGCCAAGAUUGCGAGAAUGUCAAGCCCUCAGACUCACUGGCUUAGCUGGAGACUUUGCAGUGGGUCCUUUAUACACCACUGCAGGAGUACAGUGAUGGAACUUUAUGCGGACAGUCUUAUCUAGCAGAAAGGUGUGUUGACAUUAUUAUCAUUGCUAUUCUUGUUAUUAGUGUUAGAAUGAUUAUUAUGUCUUUGACAGUAUAUGUUUUUGGUCUUUGAAACAUGAAGAACAGGUUAGCAAUAAUUAUUCAACAUCCGUAGUUUUUUGGAAAGUGUUUUUAAAGAGUGUAUUUAUGAACUGUUUAAAGUAAUUGAAAAAAUGUGUAACAUUCAGUUACUUAAUCCCCAAAAUUCUGUUGAAUUCUGUCUGUCAUGAAAGACUUGUGGAGAAGAAUAUUAUAUUUUGUCUUGCAAAAUGUUCUGUUCUGAUCAUUCUUUUGUAUCCUUAUUUUGCCCACAACAAUUUGUAGUAGAACUGAAGCAGAAAGUUCAAGAACAACUAUGCCAGUUUUACAGCAUUUUCUCUUGACAGUCCUCAGUUUCCUUAGCCAUGUGUUUGGAUGUGACAGUGGCGAUGACCUUGUAAUCUCAGGGAGUUGUCCAGGAUUUUUCUUGUGUUUAGUCACUUUACAGACCUUAGGUCUUUCCACGUCUGGUGAUACCAGAAUUAACUGCUGGAGCUGUCAUUUAAACCCCCAUGAAGUUGCAGAACAGAAUCAUAUGACAACAUACCAAAAGGUGGAGCCCUAAGAGAUACUUCAGCAGGGAAUUUUCAUAGAUAUUUACAGUUUUUUCUUGACUGCAGCGUUGAAGCAGGCAGAUAGACUUUUCAAAAUUGUUUUUGUUAGAUGCCUUUUAUGGUCUGUAUAGUGACUAAUGACCUUCUGUUGUCUCAUGCAGGGUUGAUGAAGGGCUCCCAUUUUUAACACAUCCCAUUUGAAAUGUUGCAGUAUUAUACUAAAGAAAUACAGAAGGUUCCUUGUUAAAUCUGCAGUAGCACAAUCCUAAGAAGAAUUGAGACAUAUAGUAUAACUGCCUUAUAUGCAUUGCUAAGCGAAAAUGUAAAACAUAUAACAUAUAAGCAACAAACACCAACCAGUGUGUUUCUGUUGAUCAAAAUCAAAGCUAUUUUAUUUUGAAUAGAGGGAGAGGGAGAUAAAUAUUACACAGUGGUUAUGGCUUAUGUUUCAAAGUAUGGAAUUCUUGUUUUAAAAAAUGAAAUGCAUUGUCAGGCAUUAGUCUUGCUUGCUACUAUAGAUCAUAUU